AAGAAAAGAAAAUUAAUACAAAGAUUAUAAAGUGAUGAAUAGAAAUGCAUGAGAAAUUAAAUAGAAAGAAUUAAGAGUUAAAAAGUAAAAGGGUUUGUCUUUAUAUCCAAAGGUGUCCAUGUGAUGUUCCCAUAUUCUUAAACACUCACUUAGCUGACUUGUUUCUACUUCAACAGACCAUUAUCUUUUUUAUUAAUCACACCGUCCAAACACAAUUACAUAACAAAAACCAUAUUUUUAAUUUUGCAUCACACCAAGUAAAAGAAAAAAAGAAGCAUCUCCUUCCCUUUAUAUAUCACAAAUUCCAUGCACACUUCUUCACACAUACCUAGCUCACUGUACCCAGCUCAAAUCUCCUUCUUCUUCUUCUUCUUCUCCUCUAUACCAAGAAUAAUUAGUUAAAAAUGGUAUCUCUAGAAGCUGUUCAAGCAACCUCUAGAUCCAUUGACCAACCUUCAAGUCCAAGAAUUUCUUUCUCUGCUGAAUUUCUUGAUGAAAACAAUUUCAUUUCUAUUAAUCCAAACGCACGAGCUGAGAGAGACCAAGAAAUGGAAAGAGAAAAGGCAAGAAAUUAUGCUGCAGAUUUUGAAUUCCUUUCAGGCAACAGCACCAUGAGUAGCCACGCCACUAUGUUAACUGCAGAUGAGCUUUUCUUUGAAGGGAAGUUACUUCCCUUUUGGCAAAUGCAGCAGUCUGAGAAACUCCAUAAAAUCAAUCUUAAAUGCAAAGAAACUGAGGAAGGAGAAGAAGAAGAAGUGGAAGUGAACAACAAAGAAGAACCUAGGGUUAGUUGGUUUGUUGAUGAUGACCCAUCUCCAAGACCUCCAAAAUGCACUGUUUUGUGGAAAGAGUUACUUAGGUUAAAGAAGCAACGUGCUUCUUCUCUUUCACCAUCAUCAUCUUCUUCCUCAACAUCGUCUUCUUCAAGCUCAUUGGCUGAUAUAGUUACGGCAGAAGAAGGAAAAGAAGGUUGUGGAAACAAAGAGAAGCAUGCGGGGAAAAGGAUGAAGAAAGGAUUGGAGAGAACAAGAUCAGCUACUAUCAGGAUAAGGCCAAUGAUAAACGUACCCAUUUGCACACAGGUGAAGAGCAGUGCUUUGCCACCUUUAUUUCCACUUAAGAAAGGCAGAUUAGAAAGAAGCAGUAGGUGAGGGGUCAAGGCACAUGCUGGAGGCAGAGCCUGAGAAUUAGGACGGUCCACAUGGGAAAAAUCAGGCAGGGGAAUCUGUUUAAAUGGUCCUAAAUUGAAACCAAACGCAUGUUUAUCAGAUUGCAGUAUCAUGAGGUGUACUUAGUGACUGUACAUUAUUGAAUAUCUAUGAAAUAUUAUUGCUUCUUACUUUCACCA
Messenger RNA from Ricinus communis (castor bean), 1348 nucleotides. RefSeq lists its product as uncharacterized. Bases 405 to 1151 code for a protein of 248 amino acids. The record is from RefSeq and is a predicted model, not a curated record. Lineage: Eukaryota; Viridiplantae; Streptophyta; Magnoliopsida; Malpighiales; Euphorbiaceae. The transcript has 2 exons.